Fundulus heteroclitus (mummichog) is the source of this 3150-nucleotide messenger RNA. RefSeq names its product sphingomyelin phosphodiesterase 5 (gene smpd5). Gene Ontology annotation, cellular component: cytoplasm; extracellular region. Lineage: Eukaryota; Metazoa; Chordata; Actinopteri; Cyprinodontiformes; Fundulidae. Bases 898 to 2589 code for a protein of 563 amino acids. Gene Ontology annotation, molecular function: sphingomyelin phosphodiesterase activity. The transcript is spliced from 8 exons. Gene Ontology annotation, biological process: sphingomyelin metabolic process. The record is from RefSeq and is a predicted model, not a curated record.
CUAGAGAACAGAGAUUUAGAGUUGAAUGACGCAAAAAAAGCAAUAUAUUGAAACAUUAAAACAUAGCAACUAAAAUUGUGCUUUUUAUCCUCUGCAGUACGAGGCCUUUUUUUUUUUUGCCUCCCUUCUACUAAAAUUGAUAGAAUCAAAUAUUUGACAGGGUCAAGUAAUGACAUAGGCUUCUAGUUCUGUGAUCAAGUCAAUUCUGAACAGCUAAAAGUCACAUUUUGGAUCCCUGCCUUAAAACGAAACUCAAAUAACUCGUUGAGGUGGAGUGAGACCAUUAAAUUAUUUCACAAAAAGUGGCCCUUCUGCAUCUCAUCUAUGAAUGAUGAGAGUAAAAUAUGAUGAGCAAACCUGAUGCAGUUUGUUUUAAUACCGGUUUGUCCACCAAAAUAUACUAAAAAUAACGCUUCAGUUCUCACUAUACCAUAAUAAGACCAGAUUCCCCCCCAAAAAAGGAGAAAUCAACAACUGGUAAAAGGCCUUGAAACUGAAAUCAUAUAAUUUAUGAAUAGAAAAGAAAAAUGGGGCGACAGUGUGAGUUCCGACAUCGACGGGGGGCGUGGCCUAAAAUCAGACGGGACAGGAAGCGUUUUUACGUCUCAAUGUGCUGCUCCUGCUGCCGCCGGCUGUUUUUUUUUCCUGAUUUCACUUCAAAGCCUUCGCCUUUGCAGCGGACAUCUGACAAACCCAAAAUCGACAUGAUAACAUAGGUAGACGACAACGGGGUGUUUCUUUUUCUUUUUCUUUUUUUUUUAACGAACGGACCCCGAGGUUGUCCCGCUCAGAGCCCGAUGGAGCUGUGGGGAUAGAGGUUCUCCCACUGGAGUGAGGCCACAACCGGACACCUGGAUGCUCUUCAACCUUGUUUGUGUUUAGAGGCAGCGGAGAGCCAUGGUUCUGCGGGCGUCUCCGUUUCCCAACGGCCUUGUUGCCGGUCUCCACGCCGUCGGGUGGACGUUAAUCGUGCCGUGCUUCUGGUACCUCGACCGCGUCAUCGCUGUGUGCAAGUCCACCACGAAGGAGAGGGCCGAGCGACAGGAGCAAGAAUGCUACCUUCACCCCCUCAAGGUCUUCUUCGGCUCCAUCUUCUUCUUCCUUUUUUUCCUCCUCACAGCCCCCAUGGCUUUCCUGGGAUUCCUGCUCUGGGCGCCACUCCAGGCCUGCCGCCGGCCGUUUUCCUACCACCGAGCGGGACCGCCCUCGGCGGAGAGAGAGACGAACCGAGGCUUUGAGCAAACGGGGAAGGCGUCGUUCACCUUCGCCUCGGCCAACCUGUGCCUCCUAACGGACGGCCUGGCUCGCUUCAACAACCUGGCCCACACCCAGCGGAGGGCCCACGAGAUCGGCCAGUGCAUCGCGAAGAGCGUCGGCCGAGCCCAGGUGGUCAUCACGGUGGAGUCCCCCAGCAGCUGCGGCCCCCUCAGCCCUUCUGACAGCUUCAUCCCCAGAGUGAGCUCAGAUCCAGACGGAGGUCAUGGCCGUGAACCCGCCGAAAGCUCCGCGUCCUCCGAUGACGCCGCGGACCCCCUGACUGAACCGUCGUCCUCCCAACCCAAUUACAACGAGAACUCCAACAAACAGGGGCGGUCAGAUCACGAGGGCCCCGACGUCUUGCUCUCCAAGCGUCCCCGCCAGCAGGACGAGGAGCCCUGGGAGGUGUCGUCCUUGUUUCCGGCCAACGUCGACAUGCUGUGUCUGGAGGAGGUGUUCGAUAAGAGAGCCGCCAAAAAGCUCACCGGUGCACUUCAGCCGUUGUUCGGACACAUCCUGUAUGACGUCGGCGUGUACGCCUGCCAGCCGCCGUGCAGGUGCUCUUCUUUUAAGUUCUUCAACAGCGGACUCUUCGUGGCCAGCAGAUUCCCGGUGCUGGAGGCUCAGUACCGCUGCUUUCCCAACAGCCGAGGGGAAGACGCCCUGGCUGCCAAGGGGCUGCUCUCUACUAAGGUGCUAAUUGGGCAGAACAAGAAAAAGAAGAAGGUGGUCGGCUAUUUCAACUGCACACAUCUUCAUGCACCAGAGGGUGAGGGAAAGAUUCGCUGUGACCAGCUGGACAUGGUCACCAGGUGGAUCGGGGAUUUUCAGACCGCCCACAGACAGCCUGACGAGGAGGUGGUCUUCGACGUGCUCUGCGGGGAUUUCAACUUCGACAACUGCUCACCCGACGACGCUUUAGAACAGAACCACUGUUUGUUUGAGGAGUACAGAGAUCCAUGCAGAGCAGAACCUGGCAAAGAGAAGCCCUGGGUCAUUGGGACUCUGCUGGAGCAGCCUUCUUUGUACGACGAUGAUGUGAGCUCCCCAGAAAAGCUACAGAGGACUCUGCAAUCAGAGGAGCUGAGGAAGCAGUACAUCUCUCCUCCUGUUCCUAAAGAGGGCGUCCCUCUGGUUUACCCCGAAGCGGGCCAGCCGUGGAUUGGACGUCGGAUCGAUUACGUUCUCUACCGGGAAACCUCCAUUUCAAAGCUGUGCAGAACAGAACUUGAAGAGGUGACCUUCAUAACUCAGCUGGCUGGGCUUACCGAUCACAUUCCUGUUGGCUUGAGGCUGAAAGUCACGAUGGACUCCGACUACGAUGAUGAAUGAGCAAACUUUCAAAAGUACUCAACUUCACACAGUUUUACUUAAGCUGUUUUAUUGACAUACUUGAAUUUGUAAUUUUAGGGAAAACAUUUACUCACUGGUACGUUGUCGCCUCGGGUGGAAGUUAUUUUUGAUCGGUUUGUUAUGGUUUCACAUUUCGUACACAUUUUAUAUGUUAAGAGCUGCUCAGAGUUGUUGCAUUAAUCUUUUUUUUUCUAAAUCUAUAUUUUAAUAGACCAAAAAGAAAAUGAGAAUACAUGUUAUUCUUUCUAUUUUGCCUUUAAUGGGGCACCAAGUAGGGUGCGGAGUAUCCGACUCUUAUACUCUGUGACCACAGGUGCCAUUAAGUGCAUAUCCUUUGCAUGCAAGUUCAUAAAUUUGUCACAUCUCAAAUUGUUGCUUUUCAGGUUCGUUUAUGUUUGUGUUGGUUUUGUCAAAUCUCUCUGUAGUGAAUUGAUUAGUAGGAUUACUAAUAAGUUCCGUUAUUAUCUGUUCAAUAAUUUGUGUCAGAUCGGUUUGGAUAGCUGUUUUCCAUUAAUAAAUGGAAUUAUGAUUUGAAAAUGG